Messenger RNA from Lodderomyces pseudojiufengensis, 1374 nucleotides. RefSeq lists its product as uncharacterized. Lineage: Eukaryota; Fungi; Ascomycota; Pichiomycetes; Serinales; Debaryomycetaceae. The transcript has a single exon. The coding region runs from base 1 to 1374 and encodes 457 amino acids. The record is from RefSeq and is a predicted model, not a curated record.
AUGCAUAUCUUCCUCAAACUACCUAAAGAUAUAUUAUCAUCAAUUUUUAGUCACAUCAAUGAUGAGUCAAUUCUUGAAAGUUUAAAAUUUAUUCCAGGUUUACAAUAUAUUUAUUUAGAGCAAAAAUAUUCAAAAUAUGAAUUAAAUAGUUUCCACAAGUCAAUUAAAAAAUUAUUAUUACUUUUUAAAGUAUUUGAGUUUAUCCCUUCAAUCAUCGUUGGGGAUGUAGAAGAAAUCAAUCAAGUAUUAGAUGAACCUGCAUUUAAAUUAGCCAAAUAUGAAGUGAAGAUCUUAAGUAAUACUAAAUUCAGUGAUUUUGUAUCAAUUUCAAAUAAAGUUUAUGUUAUAGGUAUACAUUUAAAUUCUUUUAUUACUGAAUCUAAAAACAAUGAGGUUAAAUCAUUUUCGAAUUAUAUUGAGAAUAAUAGUUUACAAUCUUUAACUGUAUUUUAUUUAAAUAAGUUUAAAGUCCAGCUUCCAACAUCUUUAAAAAAAUUAACAUUAAAUCAGCGUCAAAAUCUUGAAUUAAAUCUAAGUGACUUACAAAACCUCGAAUCUUUAGAGUGCUAUAAACUAUAUGAUAUGGGUUCAUUGGAAGAUCUUCAGCUUUCAACAUCUAUCAAAGAGUUAGAACUUUAUUUUUGUGAUUUUAAAAGUUUGGGUAAUUUAAUCAAGUACGACAAACUAAAACUACUUCGUAUAGCAUGUUGUUCUGAAAUUCAAGAUCUUUUUGAUACAGAGUUCCCUAGUUCAUUGAAAAUUUUGAAAAUCGAAAACAACUUUCAAUUUGAAGACUUAUGGAUCUAUAAGAAUUGUUUUCCUCCACAAUUGGAAAACUUUAUGAUUUACAACAAUAAUAUGCAAACUUUCAAAAUAGGAGAUGUUGAGAUUGCAAAAUCACUAAAUUUUUUAGUAUUGGUAGGAAUUGAAGAAAUUGAUUUGAAUAGGGUUCUUGUUAAUCUACCAAGGAAGAUGGCUGAAAUUGUUUUUGAAGAUUGUCGCCUUGUGUCUUCUACAUCUCAUGUUUCAUUUCCUGAACUGAAGCUAAUCGAAAUUUUCUACAGUAAAAUAUGUUUCGAUGGUUUCAAAACAAAUUUAAAUGAGUUGAAAUUAUUGAAAGAUUUGUGUUUAAUUGAUAACAUUUUUUUAGAUAUUGAUGAUAGCGAGUGGCCAAUUGAUCCGCUUAUGAUUGUAACUCGCAUGGAAACAUCCCAUUUGGACAAGGUAUAUUUCAACCCACCCCAAUUACAAAGUUUAAUCCUAACAAGUAAAUGGCCACCAGAUGAUAUUGAUCGUGAGUAUCCUUUUGAAGUGUUAUUUAAUUGUAAAAAUUUGACCGAAAUAAAUAUGAAAAAUUUGAAUAUAAGCUUCUAA